Molecule: messenger RNA, 3828 nt
Organism: Scleropages formosus (Asian bonytongue)
Lineage: Eukaryota; Metazoa; Chordata; Actinopteri; Osteoglossiformes; Osteoglossidae
Gene: itga6a
Product: integrin, alpha 6a
Exons: 24
Coding region: 93-3461 (1122 amino acids)
Biological process (GO): cell-cell adhesion; integrin-mediated signaling pathway; leukocyte migration
Cellular component (GO): external side of plasma membrane; integrin complex
Molecular function (GO): integrin binding
Source: RefSeq, a predicted model, not a curated record
CAGACUCGCGCUCUCUACCACAUCUGCCAGAGCAGUCACGCUGUUCGCAGGGAAAGCCGCAUCAAAAGGGGCAGAAACGACCGACUGAGCACAUGUUCAACGACAUGACCCUUCCGUGGAAAGCGAUUUUUACCGGGAUCUUGUGUCUAACUCAAUUCACACGCAUCUCAGCCUUUAACCUUGAUGCCCACAAUGUCCUCAGGAAGGACGGAGAAGCCGGCACUUUGUUCGGCUUUUCUGUCGCCUUGCACAGGCAACUGAAGCCGGCUGACAGAAGAAUGCUGCUCAUUGGAGCUCCUCGUGCCAAGGCCUUGUCCAAUCAGGGAGCCAACAUAACAGGAGGCCUCUACAGCUGUGAAAUCACUGCCCUGUCCAAUGACUGCAAGCGCAUUGUUUUUGACAAUGAAGUGGAUAUGAAAUCUGAGUACAAAGAGGACCAGUGGAUGGGUGUGACGGUGGACAGUCAGGGACCAGGAGGCAAGAUUGUGACCUGCGCACAUCGCUACCAGAGGCGGCUUUUUGUAAACACGCCCCAGGAGUCCCGGGACAUCACAGGCCGCUGCUACGUCCUCAGUGAGGACUUGAGCAUCGACGCCUUGUCUGAUGAGGAUGGGGGCAACUGGAAGUUCUGUGAAGGACGAGCGCGGGGUCAUGAGCGCUUUGGGUCCUGCCAGCAGGGCCUUUCAGCCACCUUCACCAAGGAUUACCAUUAUGUGGUGUUUGGAGCUCCUGGUGCCUACAACUGGAAAGGCAUUGUGCGAAUAGAGCAAAAGAACAACACUCUGUUGGACCAAGGAAUUUAUGAUGAUGGCCCGUAUGAAGUCGGGGAUGAAAGUCAGUUGAAUCCUGAUCUAGUGCCAGUUCCUGCUAACAGUUACUUAGGUUUCUCUCUGGACACGGGAUACAACAUCACAAAGAAGGGUCAGCUGACCGUAGUGUCUGGGGCCCCCAGAGCCAAUCACAGUGGUGCCGUGGUCCUGUUCAAGAAAGAGGUGACAGUAUCCAACAUGCUGUCUGCAGAGUACAUCCUCGAAGGACCAGGGCUCGCGUCCUCCUUUGGCUAUGAUGUAGCAGUGGUCGACCUCAACAAAGACGGGUGGCAGGAUAUUGUGGUGGGAGCCCCUCAGUUUUUUUUGAAAGAUGGGGAGAUUGGGGGGGCAGUGUACGUCUACAUCAACCAAAUGGGAAAAUGGGACCAGGUAAACCCCAUCCAGCUCAAUGGCUCCAAAGACUCUAUGUUUGGACUGGCGGUGGAGAACAUCGGCGAUAUCAACCAGGACUCGUUCAGUGACAUUGCUGUCGGCGCACCCUACGAUGAGGGUGGAGCAGGAAGAGUGUAUAUUUACCAUGGUUCUGUCAGCGGAAUUCUCACAAAACCAGCACAGAUCCUUAAAGGAGUAGAUCUUAAUAUCAAGCUAUUUGGAUAUUCUUUGUCGGGAAACAUGGAUCUGGACAGAAACUCCUAUCCUGACCUUGCUGUUGGGUCUCUUUCUGAUGCAGUGUUUGUGUAUAGGUCAAGACCAGUUAUUAGUAUCAAGAAGGAUGUAAAGAUUAUACCUAAGCAAAUUGACUUGACAAAGAAAACAUGUGGGAACAAUAUAUGCCUGACUGUAGAAGCGUGUUUCACAUAUACAGAAAAUUCCAAAUCCUACAGUCCUAAACUAACCAUUGCUUACUUGUUGGAGGCAGAAUCUGAGCGGAGGAAGCUGGGCAUGCCCUCUAGGGUAACGUUCCUAACGAAGUCACGCACCGAUCAGGACUUCCAGUCCAGUGGAACCCUGGAGCUUCAGCGACCGAACAAGAAAUUGUGCACCACUGCCCAGCUUCGACUUCAGGACAAUAUCAAAGACAAGCUGCGCAGCAUUCCUGUGGAAUUGUCAGUGUCCAUCCAAGGCACUAGGCGCAAGAAGAGGCAGAGCUCCCUUCCUGAUCUGGUUCCCAUUCUUAACUCUAACCAGCCCAACAAGGUCGGCACUGAGGUCAACUUUUUGAAAGAAGGGUGUGGAAUUGACAAUAUCUGCCAAAGUAACUUGGAGGUGGAGUACAAGUUCUGCUACAGGGAACCCAACCAAGAUGUUUUUCCAGCUUUACCAAGUGAGAAUGGGAUGCCAGUGAUAUCGCUUAGUGACCAAAAGGACAUUGCUUUGGAAGUGACUGUGAAGAACAUGAACGGAGAUGAUGCUCACGAGGCCAGACUUGUGGCGCAGUUCCCCAGUUCCCUGUCCUUCUCAGCAUUUCGCUUUCUGAAGACUGGAGACAAACAUGUGAUCUGUGUUGCCAAUCAAAACGGAUCACAGGCAGACUGCGAUCUGGGAAAUCCAUUCAAAAGAAACUCGGAGGCAAGUCUUUGUGUUUUCUUUAUAGUUCUGUUUUUAUUUUUACUACCUAGGAGUAAAUUUGACAUGGCAGUUCCUUUUCAGACUACCUUCUACAUAAUAUUGAGCACUGCUGGCAUUUCUCUGAAUACAACAGAGGUUGACAUUGGCCUUCAGCUCGAAACGACCAGUGAGCAGGAGAACUUGAGUCUGGUGAAAGCGAAAGCUAAAGUAGUAAUUGAGCUGCUGCUGUCAGUCACAGGGGUAGCCAAACCCUCCCAGGUCUUCUUUGGAGGGGAUGUGAAAGGAGAAAGUGCCAUGAAGUCUGAGGAGGAGAUUGGGAGUUUGAUAAAUUAUGAAUUCAGGAUAAUCAAUCUGGGCAAGCCACUAAAGUCAUUUGGCACAGCCUCCUUGAAUAUCCAGUGGCCCAAGGAGAACGCUGUUGGAAAAUGGUUGCUGUACCUGGUGCGCAUCAGCACCAGUGGCUUGGAAGAAAUCCCCUGCUACCCAGAAAGUGAAAUCGGCUCAGUGCAGCACAUCAAGGAGUCCAGCAUGUCUAGACGAAAACGUGAAGCAGAAGAAGAAAAAGGUUCGCAACAAAGGAAACCUUCUCUUUCAACAGACAAAAGAAAGUACAAAACUCUGUCCUGUAACAAUGGGGCAAGAUGUGUGGAAAUAAAAUGCCCCCUACAGGGCUUGGACAGUAACGCAGUCAUCGUUCUGCGGUCUCGGCUCUGGAACAGCACCUUCCUUGAGGACUAUGUUUCUUUUAGCUACCUUGACAUCUUGGUGAAAGCCUCACUAACCUUAGAUGCCUCAGCCAAGAACAUGCUUCUAAAGAAUGCUGAGACCCAGGUAAGAGUAACAGUGUUUCCAGAGAAGACAGUGGCUCAGUAUGGUGGUGUUCCCUGGUGGAUAAUCCUUGUGGCCAUUCUGGCUGGUAUCCUCAUGCUGGCACUUCUGGUGUUUCUGCUCUGGAAGUGUGGAUUCUUCAAACGCUCAAAGUACGAUGACAGCGUCCCAAGAUACCAUGCCAUACGGAUAAAGAAAGAGGAACGUCAGUUUAAAGACGGGAAAGCAAAAUUCGACAGUCUUGAGAAAAAGCAAUGGAUGACAACAUGGAACGAGAACGAGAGCUAUUCAUAAGAUUGACAGUCUGAAUGAUGCAGGAAGCAACAGGCAGUGGAUGCUUGUCAGACUAAGAUAUUUUUUAUUUUGCACAAUCUAAACAUUCAACUGUACAAACUAAAGAAAGGAAAGACUCUCACAUUGUUGCUCACAAUAUACUUGCUUAGGGCUGUCAUGUGGUGAGGGUAAAUGUUCUUUUAGUCAGCAGGUUUAAGAUGAUAAAGAACAAAGAACAAGGCUUUACAUCUUCACAUUUGCAUCUGGGAUUUUCCUCCUAAUGUGGCUUGAAUUCGUAUUUUCAGUCUCAUGUUUCUUCCCGCCUUUUAGUACAUUUAUUUUUAAAUGCACAGACUGAAAAGAUUUAUGUUUUGUAUAUAUUUAAAUA